AUGAAAAUUGCCAUUGUGGGAAGAACCGGAAGUGGAAAGUCUACUCUAAUUCAAGCCCUCUUCAGUGUCAUGGAGCCUAUACAAGGAAGGAUUUUGAUUGAUGGAAUUGAUAUUACUAAGAUUGGUUUGCAGGAUAUGAGGUCUCGGUUGAGUAUAAACCCACAAGACCCAAUACUUUUCCAGGGAACCAUAAGGAGUAAUCUUGAUCCUUUACAGCAGCAUUCAGAUCAUGAAAUUUGGGAGGUUAUGGGAAAAUGUCAUCUUCCAGAUAUAGUAAGACAGGAUCAGACGCUUCUUGACAUGCCAGUGGAAGAACAUGGAGAAAACUGGAGUAUGGGACAAAGGCAACUUGUUUGUCUUGCUAGGGUGCUUCUGCAGAGGAGGAAAAUAUUGAUUUUGGAUGAGGCCACAGCAUCAGUAGACACGACAACAGACAAUGUGAUUCAAAGAAGAAUCAGAGAAGAAAAAAGCAGGUGCACCAUUGUAACAGUGGCUCAUCGGAUACCCCCCAUCAUCGACAAUGAUCUUGUUUUGGUUCUUGAUCAAGGCAAGACUACGAAAUCCCAACUUUAA
This is a messenger RNA of Rhododendron vialii, 573 nucleotides long. RefSeq names its product putative ABC transporter C family member 15. The coding region runs from base 1 to 573 and encodes 190 amino acids. Lineage: Eukaryota; Viridiplantae; Streptophyta; Magnoliopsida; Ericales; Ericaceae. Gene Ontology annotation, biological process: transmembrane transport. The record is from RefSeq and is a predicted model, not a curated record. The transcript is spliced from 3 exons. Gene Ontology annotation, molecular function: ATPase-coupled transmembrane transporter activity; ATP binding; ATP hydrolysis activity. Gene Ontology annotation, cellular component: plant-type vacuole; vacuolar membrane.